AUGAAUCUCUACGAAUUGAAUCUCGGCUAUGCGGCUCUGUUGACGGCCGGUGGAUUGAUUGGUUUUAUCUCUAAAGGCUCACUCCCGUCCCUAGCGGCUGGCGCCGGAAGUGGACUUCUUGUGGCCGGAUUCACGAUGUACAACUGGCCCUAUAAGACGCUCGCUAUCACUUUGAUCUCCGGCGGACUUGCCUACACGAUGGGCAAUAAAUUCCUCGCCACUAACAAAUUCAUGCCGGCCGGCCUUAUCGCGGCCACGAGUGCCCUCACCUGCAUUGCCCAGACCGUCCGCUGGUACCAGACCGGAAGCCUGCAC
Mesorhabditis spiculigera is the source of this 315-nucleotide messenger RNA. NCBI's taxonomy places the organism in Eukaryota, Metazoa, Nematoda, Chromadorea, Rhabditida, Rhabditidae. The record is from the annotation of a GenBank genome assembly.